UUCGCCUUUGGACGCUGUUUGCGUGUUGUUUAUUUCCAAUAGGCCUAUAUUCGUUAAAAUAUGACUUUAGCUGUGAUAACGAAACUUUAAAGUCUACAAAAUAGUAAAAUAUACCCUACAUCACAAUAAUUAGACAUUUGAAUAGUAAAAUCAAUCAAUUAAAAUGAAAAUCGCCGUGGAAGGUUGUGCUCAUGGAGAGCUAGAUAAAAUAUACGAAUGUAUUGAAACUUUACAAGAACGAGAAGGCAUUAAAAUAGAUUUUUUGAUCUGCUGCGGGGAUUUUCAAGCGGUUCGUAAUAAUGGAGACUUACGGGCCAUGGCUGUACCUGAGAAGUACCAAAAUAUCUGCACUUUUCAUAAAUAUUAUAGUGGAGAAAAAGUUGCACCUAUACUUACAAUUUUUAUUGGAGGAAAUCAUGAAGCAUCAAAUUAUUUACAAGAGCUGCCAUUUGGAGGUUGGGUUGCACCAAACAUUUAUUAUUUAGGAAGAGCUGGUGUUAUUCAAUUUGGAAAUUUAAGGCUUGGUGGUAUGUCAGGAAUUUUUAAAGGGCAUGAUUAUUUACAAGGCCUUUGGGAAAGUCCACCAUACACUACAAGCUCAUUGCGAUCCGUAUACCACAUAAGAGCGCUAGAUGUAUUUAGACUUAGUCAAUUAAAAGAGAAGAUUCAUGUUAUGCUCUCACAUGAUUGGCCGAGAGGCAUAACUGAUUAUGGAGAUAAAAACUUUUUGUUAAAGAGAAAACCAUUUUUCAGAGAAGACAUUGAGUCAAAUCAGCUGGGAAGUCCACCGGCAGAAAAGCUUUUGCACACAUUGCAACCUGACUACUGGUUUGCUGCACAUUUGCAUUGUCAAUUUGCAGCAUUAGUUAAGCAUGAAAAUGGCACUGAAACCAAGUUCCUAGCUCUUGAUAAAUGUCUGCCUAAGAGAAGACAUUUACAAAUAUUGGAUCUGCCCUCGGAAUUUGAUGGAGACAAACAAUUGAAGUAUGAUGCAGAAUGGCUGGCUGUUUUGAAGAACACAAAUCAUCUUUUGUCCGUUAAAAAUAUAGAUUGUCAUUUACCUGGUCCGGGAGGCAAUGAAAGAUACGAUUUUACACCGAACCAGGAAGAAAAGGAUCUAGUUGAACAAUUAAUGGGAAAUUUAAUGAUUAAUCAUGAGACAUUUGUACAAACUGCACCUGUUUACAAACCUAACAUGCCGAGAGUUCCGCCUAACGAAGCAAUAAUGAAUCCACAAACUGUCACUUUGUGUGAGAAACUUGGCAUUGAUGAUCCCCUGCAAGUAGUUUUAGCUAGAUCCGGCAGAAGUAUGAAACAACCUUUGAUUAUUCCGAUACCAGACAGUAUAGUGCCCAGCACACCUAUAAAGUGUUCCAGAUUAUCACUUCCUGCUCCAAUCACACCAAGUGAAAAUGAAGAUCUGUCAGAAACAGUGUCAGCUUUUUCGCAAAGUAACAGCUUUCUGUCUGAAAGUGGUAACGCUACAACUGACUGUGAAACACCCCCAAAAUCAAUGAAAAAAGUAUUCAAAAGACGAAAUUUGGCUAUGUACACACCAGAAGAAGAAAACGGUAGCAAUUCUUCUGGCUCUAUGAUGGAUUCAGACAGUCCACGGUCCAGUAAGCUUGCGUGUAAAAGUGACCAAUUAUAGUAUUUUCAAUUGGAAGUAAAAUGAAUACCAAGUAGCAUCAUUUAGAUGUUACUAUAAUAAUUGGGUUCUAUUUCAUAAUUUGAUUGUAUUAUGAGUUAUUAGGCACAAUUGUUUGCGCUUUGCAACAUUUAUUGUCUUUUGACAAGAUAAUAAAAAUAAUAGAAUAGCAUAAUUAAUUUUAAUGAAAUCUAAGUAAAAACUAAACUUUGUUCUAAUGUCCUAUAUUAUCUUCUUCAAUUAAUUUUCUUCACUUCCUUAUUUUAAUAAAAUACUCAAUAAGUUAUAAACUAUUUUUAAUAAUUGAAAAGCAAUAAUUUUAGUAGUCCCAAUUUAA
Molecule: messenger RNA, 1985 nt
Organism: Colias croceus (clouded yellow)
Lineage: Eukaryota; Metazoa; Arthropoda; Insecta; Lepidoptera; Pieridae
Gene: ldbr
Product: lariat debranching enzyme
Exons: 5
Coding region: 164-1651 (495 amino acids)
Biological process (GO): mRNA splicing, via spliceosome
Cellular component (GO): nucleus
Molecular function (GO): RNA lariat debranching enzyme activity
Source: RefSeq, a predicted model, not a curated record